AUGGGCGACGUCAGGCAUGCAGACGCCACCGUGUACAGGAGAGGAUGCAAUAUAUUCCUUGCUGACAGGGCGAACGUUUCGAGGAAUUCGACUGAUAGUUUAAGAAAUAUAAACUACCUAAGAAUUUUCGUCAAAGAGCCUUCAAGGAGAGGAACAAAAGCCCUCCUUUUUGUGCCCUCCGGUCUGUGCACGGACACAAAGAUACACUGCAAUUUCUCUCCGGAAUAUGGAUCUCCAAUCAAGGUUGGACUUAAAGAUGGAGUUAAGAAGACUGAAGUUGGUGCAGGAAGGGGCACUGCAUCUGCACCCAUCGGGAGCACCGCUCAGCAGCAGGCAGUGGCACAACAAGCAGCUUCAGCACAACACAAGUCUGAUGAGCCAACUGACUGUUACCUCAAGGAAUUGUACGCACAGAUUACGUCGGUAGUUGCUUCAAAGCCUGAUGAGAAGGAUAACAUUAAUGAAGAUGAGAGCGAGGAUCCGGCUGCCGUGCCCAUGAUCUGGGUGAGCAAGUGGGUUGACUACAGCGAUAAAUAUGGUCUUGGAUACCAGUUGUGUGAUGACUCCAUUGGUGUGCUCUUCAAUGAUUUCACCAAACUUUUGUUGCUAGCUGAUGGAGAGAACAUUCAUUACAUUGAGCGUUCAAAUGCUGAGCACUACCAUACACUGAAGAGCUACCCAGGAGCAUUAAACAAAAAGGUGACACUGCUGCGCUACUUCCGUAACUACAUGAAUGAACACUUAUUGAAGGCAGCUGCCUCUAUGUGCCCAAGGGAGGGUGAUGAGCUUGCCCGAAUCCCCUCACUCAGGACCUACUUCCGGACACGAUCCGCCAUCAUUCUUCACUUGACUAAUGGAACACUUCAGAUCAACUUCUUUGAAGACCACACCAAGAUUAUUCUGUGUCCUUUGAUGGGUGCUGUCACAUACAUCGACGAAAAGAGGAAUUUCAAGACCUACAGGCUGGCCAGCCUUGAAAAGUAUGGAUGCCGACCUGACCUUGCGAACCGCAUGCGCUAUGCUCGCAACAUGAUUCAAAAGCUUAUGGUUACGAAAUCCUCUACGACCAAGUCCUCCACUGCUUCUUCCUCUGCUGCUGCCCAGCACACUCAGCCCACCACUGCUUAAAUAGUGCAACGAUAAAAGUUACUGUCCAAAGGUUGAAUAUUUAUUCACCAGUUUUCUAGUUAUCUAUUGUUUAAGCAUAUAUGUGCUAGAUCUAAACUUGGUUAGAAUAGUGACAAUUUUUAGCAUGUUACCUAAGUUGAAGAACAUAGAGCACUUCUGUAUCUCUUCCUACCUGUGACUACAAGUGUCCAUGAAGUAUGCCACUGUGGCAGUGCUUUGGAGGUGCUGGAUAUAAAUAUCCAUUCAGGUGGAUUAACUUGUACCAAAGUGAUGAAUGUAUGUUAGGAUACAUCUUUGUAAUUAGCCUCAAAAGACUGACGGGAAAAGUCAGUUUAGGUCAUAGUAAGUCCUGAUUUAUAUUUUCUAAUAAUUUUCAAGGAUACACACUAUUGCAUGAGUAAAGACUUAGGUUUUAUGAUGGUUAUAAUAAAACCUGAUAGAAUGAAGGGUGCAACUUCUAGCUUGGAAUCAAGAUUUAGAAAAUGAUUGAUCUCUUAUACUUGUAAAGGAUCUUGUUUCUUGUAUCAUUGCUAACUAGCCCUUUGGUUUCAUAUCUGUUAGCAUGUUACACUGUAUGCUACUUAGUUCGCAUCUAUGGUUAUGCUAUAUUAAUGAAAUGGAAAUCCUAUAUAUUUAUUGUUUUUAAACAUGUUGGUUUUAUUUAUAGGAUGUUUUUUUAAGUUUGCAAUAACUGAGAGGAAAACACAAGGUGAAUCACAGUAUUUUGUACUACUAAUUCAUAAUUUUUAAAGAUAUUAUUCUAGUACAUGACUUUAUUCUGUUUGGUUUAGCUUAUGGAUUUCUAUUAUAAUAUUUUUAUAUUGGUUUUGAUUGUAUCUGGGGAGUAUAUUACUGUAUAGGAUAUACCAAACUCAAGUGUGCUAGGGAAUGACUAUGAUUUUUUUGUUUUCAGUGCUAUUGGGAAAUGUUGUUAUUGGAAGAUGGGGGUGAAAUUAAGGAUAGAUUGUGAUUACAAGAAUGUUCUGGCCAGUCCAGAGACAGUUUUAAUAUUUUUUUUUAUGAUCUUGAAAGAGUGAGUCCCAUACAUUGUGCCCUUAUGCUGAUAUAAGGAAUUAUUAAAAAAAACAUUGGCUAUUAAACUGUUUAUUUUAUGUGAACUCAUGUUCACUCAUGUUCUUCCUUUCCCUGUAGUAACAUGAAUGUAAAUAAUAACUGGUAGAUUGUAAUGUGUUUUGUACUCCCUGAUUGUAACAUUACAUACUGACUGUACUGACAAAAAUAGUAUAUAUUUGGGUUUAAAGUCAAGGAAAUUUAUUUAUAGAUUUUCAUAUUCCACACUGCCUUGCAAGAAAGAUUUCUGGUCACAUAUUUUCAUCUGACUGCAUAUCAUUUUGUUCAUUAUUUCCACAACUGUUUUGUAAUAUCACGCUGUAUGUUUAUUUUACAUCUUGUAUCUCUAUCUCUUUAUUUUACGUGAUACAUAAGUGUACAUAGUCCAUGCAGUAAUAAAGUAUGUAUAAUUAAGAA
Molecule: messenger RNA, 2616 nt
Organism: Penaeus indicus
Lineage: Eukaryota; Metazoa; Arthropoda; Malacostraca; Decapoda; Penaeidae
Product: serine/threonine-protein kinase PLK1-like
Exons: 7
Coding region: 1-1128 (375 amino acids)
Biological process (GO): mitotic spindle organization
Cellular component (GO): cytoplasm; kinetochore; centrosome
Molecular function (GO): protein serine/threonine kinase activity; protein binding
Source: RefSeq, a predicted model, not a curated record